Diabrotica balteata is the source of this 540-nucleotide messenger RNA. The record is from the annotation of a GenBank genome assembly. Lineage: Eukaryota; Metazoa; Arthropoda; Insecta; Coleoptera; Chrysomelidae.
AUGAUAAAAUAUAACAGUGCUACGCUUGAUACUACUCCAACUGUAGCGAAUGAGGAAGUAACUGACGAAGGAAAAGGAGGGAAGAAGAUGAUGAAUAUUACUCCAGGAGAUCAAAAAAAAAAACACCGAGAACCCCACAAAAAAUUUGGAAUCGACCAAAUGAUGAAAAUGAUGAAAGAAUUAGCAAUGCAUGUAAAAGACAUAAAAAAAGAACAAUACAGAUCACGAGACGAAAUUACGCAACUUAAGAGGGAAAUUACAGAACUAAAAGAUCAACACAGCGACUACAAAGAUGAAAUAAGAAAGUUGCGUGAAACAAACGAAAAAGCUAUUAAACACAUAGGCCAAUUAGAGAAGAAAAUUACUGCACCAAACAAAAAAAUAGAGAAACUGGAGAGAGAAAAAAAGAGGAAAAAUGUAGUAAUACCAGGACUAAACAUAGACACAAAUGAACAAAAACUAUUGCGAGAGACCGUAAAGAACUUUCUAGAAAAGGAACUAGAAGAAAAAAGAAGAAAAUACUGCCUUAGUGGAACUUAA